AUGGCUCCACGAUCAUAUCGCCUCAGCAGCGCUCUCUUCGCAGCAUCCCUCCUAACCACCUCAGCUCGCGCCCAGAACAGCAGCGAAAUCCACCCCAACUCCGACAGCUGCGCCAACCUGAACGGCGACCACUACGAAUACCCCGUAAACGGCAGCGGCACAGCAAACGUGUCCGACCUGCGCAUCUCCGUCACAUUCGGCGAGUCCCGCAAUCCAGACACUCAGAGCAGGGCAUUCAACGCCCAGCAAAUGGUGUACCUCAGCGCUCCCGCCGACAGUCUCGACCAAACCUGCGUGUGGUUCUUUCACGGCGUCGAUAAUGUCAGACAAGGCGACGACGAGAGCGGCUGCGAUGGCGUACUGCCGCAAGAAUGCCUCGACUAUCUGGAAAGCGAAUUGACGCUCCCGGAUGACGCUCUAGAGCAAAUGACCAACGGCACCAGCGGGGCCGCUUCAUUCGUAUGUCCUCCACCGCACUUAAACGAAACAGAGAUGAAGGAGAUUUGUGGAUCGGGUUUCUUGAGUAGCAUGGGAAUGAUCGGCGUUCAGCUUCCAGAGGGCUACCACACAGCACCGCUUGUUGGCUAUGGUCCCGCCGGUGUUGGCAAUUCGAGUUACGAUCACGAGUUGGACAAUUUCACGAUGUACGACGAGUACAUCACUCGGCCCCAUCCUGUUGUCGUCGCGUCCGUUGCGAACGGUAAGGCGAAGACGAGCGUUGUUUGCAUCGCGCCCGACAACGUGCUAGAGGGGAGCCGUGUACCCGCUGAGUCUGUCAACCGGCCUAGCGGAGAUGAUGACGAGAGUGCUGCAGCGGGCUUGGCAUGGGGACGAAACACGGGUUUGGCUGUGCUGAUGGCGGGUGUGGCGGCUAUGUCUUUUGUGCUUGAGUAG
This is a messenger RNA of Alternaria ventricosa, 894 nucleotides long. RefSeq lists its product as uncharacterized. The coding region runs from base 1 to 894 and encodes 297 amino acids. The transcript is spliced from 2 exons. NCBI's taxonomy places the organism in Eukaryota, Fungi, Ascomycota, Dothideomycetes, Pleosporales, Pleosporaceae. The record is from RefSeq and is a predicted model, not a curated record.